Molecule: messenger RNA, 879 nt
Organism: Electrophorus electricus (electric eel)
Lineage: Eukaryota; Metazoa; Chordata; Actinopteri; Gymnotiformes; Gymnotidae
Source: RefSeq, a predicted model, not a curated record
AUGACUGCCUCCCGUGUUCAGGUGUGUGUAUGGAGUGAGCCCUGGCACAACUUUCGUGUCUAUGGAGGAAAGGUGUGUAACACACUCAUGGCAGGUUCUUGGGCAGACAGAACUCCUCUCCACGAUGCUGCUUUGCAAGGUCGCCUGCUUCCAGUGAAGAGGCUCCUCUCUCAGGGACUCUAUAUUGGUGUGGUCACACUGGAUGGCGUCACACCACUACAUGAAGCUUGUCUUGGUGGCCAUUUUGCCUGCGUAAAAUUCCUGCUGGAACACGGAGCUGAUGCGAGUGCUGUAUCUGCCGAUGGAGUCACACCUCUCUUUAAUGCUUGCUGCAGUGGGAACCCCACCCUCCUCGGGCUCCUUCUGAUGUACAGCUCUGCCCACCACCCAGCUCACCUGCUCAGGUCACCUAUCCAUGAAGCAGCAAAGAGAGGUUACACAGCAUGUGUGGAGGUGCUGCUGUCACAUGGAGUGAAUGCGGAUAUUCAUUUGGCUGGAAUGGGAACGCCACUCUACUGUGCAUGUGAGACACGGCGUCUGGAUUGUGUGCGGAGGCUACUAAUCCUAGGUGCUGAUGUGCACUGUGGGCAUGGCCUUGAUACACCACUGCAUGCUGCUGUCAGAGCAUGUGGUGUCAUGGAGGUGGAGCUGUUGCUGGAGCAUGGGGCUGAUGUGAAAUGUAGGAAUUCAGAAGACAAAACACCCCUGGACAUGGCUACGGAUAAUUACAUCAAACAUCUUUUGCAAACUGCAGGUCCUUGUUCUCUGUCACAUCUGAGCAGGUUGUGCAUCCGUCGUACCUUGGGCCAAAAAAGACUGAGCAGAGCCAAAAUGCUCUGCUUACCACACAUCCUAAUUAAUUAUGUUCUGUAUCAAUAA